This is a messenger RNA of Galendromus occidentalis (western predatory mite), 3795 nucleotides long. It is a transcript of the gene Vps15, whose product is annotated as vacuolar protein sorting 15. The transcript has 8 exons. Gene Ontology annotation, cellular component: nucleus-vacuole junction; phosphatidylinositol 3-kinase complex, class III, type II; late endosome. Gene Ontology annotation, biological process: protein phosphorylation; protein targeting to vacuole; macroautophagy. NCBI's taxonomy places the organism in Eukaryota, Metazoa, Arthropoda, Arachnida, Mesostigmata, Phytoseiidae. Gene Ontology annotation, molecular function: ATP binding; protein binding; protein serine/threonine kinase activity. The coding region runs from base 1 to 3450 and encodes 1149 amino acids. The record is from RefSeq and is a predicted model, not a curated record.
AUGGGAAGUGCUCUCGUGAGAUUCGCACCCUCUGCGAUCCAUUCUGUCGACGAUUACUUGUCAGCUCUCCCGGAGCUCCAGCGCGACCUCAAACUCGGCUCGACGCGAUUCCUGAAAACAGUGAAGGUUCGCGUCGCGGGCUGCGAAUACCCACUGGUCGCGAAAGUUUUCGUGAUACACGACGAAUCCCUGCCGCUCUCAUAUCACAAGAAGAAUAUCGACAAAAUUCGCAACGCUCUGGAGAACUGUCCGAAUGCGCUGCCUUUCGCCAAAGCAAUCAUAUUGGAGAAAUCGGCUAUACUCCUUCGUCAAUUCGUCAAGUAUUCUCUAUACGAUCGGAUCUCAACGCGACCGUUUCUACUACCGUCGGAGAAGAAAUGGAUCGCUUUCCAACUACUCUGUGGGCUAGCGCAGUGCCAUCGCGCCGAAGUCUGUCACGGCGAUAUCAAGCUCGCGAAUAUCUUGGUGACGGGGUGGAAUUGGGUGGUGCUCACCGAUUUCGCUUCGUUCAAACCGACUCUGCUCCCCAUGGACGACCCGGGUGAUUUCUCGUAUUUUUUCGACACGUCCAAAGGCCAGGUCUGCUGCGUAGCGCCGGAGAGGUUCUUCAAGGAACGGGUGCCGAGAGUGGAUGCCAUGGAAGAAUCCAGAGGAAGUCUUACACCCGCCAUGGAUAUAUUCUCUCUGGGCUGCGUAUUCAUAGAACUAUUCACCGAUAGGGGGAAGAGCCCAUUCAAACUGUCAGAUAUGUACAAAUACAUCGAAGCGAAAGAUGAGGUGCUCCCAACACAGCUGGAAGAUAUCGAAGACGAAGGAAUAAGAGAACUGUGCGCACAUAUGAUUCAAAGAGAUCCCAAGAGAAGAUUUUCGGCCGACGAGUACUUGGAGCUCGCUCGCAAGCAAGAGAUCUUCCCGUCAUGUUUCUACAAUGGUCUCCUUGACUACUUGAAAGUUUACGCUCUGGACACAGCUCAUCCGGAUUCUCAGAUUUCACGACUGUACAAAGACCAUGAGAUGUUUCUCCAAAAGAUCGCUGGAAGUGAAGACGGGGUUCUGGCUUUGGUUAACUUCAUAACGUCCAUGCUCCGCUCACUCAAGCAUUCAUCCGCAAAAAUGGUUGCUCUGAAAUUGAUGAGGAUCUGUGCGGAACGACUCAACCCGCAAGUCAUCCUCGAUAGACUGCUGCCUUUCAUGCUGAACAUGCUCUCGGAUCCUUGCGCCCUAGUCGUCGCCGAGGCUGUCCAUGUGCUGACCGAUAGCUUGAAUCACAUACAAAACGUCCCAAAAGCUGAUGCCUUCGUCUUCGUUGAAUAUAUACUCCCGGAACUGCAGAGAGUUUCGACUGACCACAAUACGAUCGUUAGGGUUGCUCUGGCAGCCAACAUCGGCUCACUCGCGGAGUCGGCUCUGAGGUUCUUGGAGACUAGUCACCUAGAUUUUACCGAGAGCGGAAAAGAAGACGUCGGGAGUCUGCUACAUUAUCGCACCUCGUACGAGCGGGAAUUGGAGGGUCUACACAACGCAAUGCAGAAUAUCGUUGCAACUCUCAUAUCCGAUAGCUGCAAUCAGGUCAAGAGGAUGCUCUUAGAGAAAGGUGCUACGCACUUAUGCGUGUUCUUCGGCCAAGAACGAGCUCACGACGUACUCCUGUCCCAUAUGGUCACGUUUCUGAACGAUUCAUCCGACCACGAGCUACGUAGCUCAUUCUUCGAAAGCGUCGCCGGCGUCGCUGCCUUCGUCGGAACGACAGUGACGCAAAUUCUGAUGCCCUUGAUUGAGCAAGGGUUCCGAGACAAUCAUGACGCAGUGGUUUGCAGUGCUUUAAAAUGCAUAACGGCUCUCACGGAGAUCCGCUUCUUCCGACCCACCACCUUAUGUGAUCUCUUCAGUCUUGCGGGCGGAUUGUUGGCGCACAGAAAUUCCUGGAUACGCGUUGAAGCAGCACAAUUCCUCGCUUGCGUCGCCAGGACGGUUCCGGUCUCUUUGAGAGAAUGUCGCCUGAGGGCCUAUCUCGCGCCCUACCUCGAAAGUCCCAUCACUCAAAUCGAAAAGGCCGAUGUGAUAAUCGCGCUCUCCAAAGAUGUCAAGAUCGACUCUCGUACCUCGACGGUCCCGACGAGGGACUCGGAACCCUGUAUAAAUUUCGAUGGGAAAAAAUGCAAACUCAUUUCUCUGAAGGAAACUGUCCCCAUCGACUCUGAUGAGAAUAUUCCCGACGACGAGCUCUGCGGAGCUUUGAAUCAACACCGGCAGCUACAGAGAUUAUUCGAGAAGAAGAAAAAGCUUGCGGGACAGCUCCACGUCGAAACGAACGAUGGGCACUUCUCGCAAGCGUGGAAACCGAAAGGUACACUCAUGGCCCAAAUGCAUGAGCAUCAGCGAUCAAUCAACAAGAUCUGUGCGAUGCCAGAAGCGAUGUUCGCCACCUGCUCGUCCGACGGUACCGUGAAGCUGUGGGACUGGGGCAAAAUCGAAAAAAGGGACAUGACCAAUAAGUCCUGUUUCACCUACAACCGUCUGACCGGCGAACUGGUCGCCAUGGAUUACUGCCAUCGCGAAAAAUCCCUCAUGGUCGCGAGCAACUCGGGCAACAUGGAAGUUUUUUGCGUCGCGCCCGAAGGGCCCAGAUCGACAAACAGCAGGUGUUUGGACCCUAUCGAAGACGGCUGGGCGGUCGAUAUCAAACCUCUUGACGGUACGGUCAUGGCGUACGCAUCACUCCAUGGCGGUAUUCACGGCUGGGACCUUCGAAUGCCGGAGCCACCGUUCAAGUUGAAGAAUGACACCUUGGUGGGCUUGAUGCAAUGCAUGGCCAUUGAUUCCUCGAAAUCAUGGCUCGUGACAGGGAGCUCGGAGGGAAUCAUCGUCUGUUGGGAUCUCCGUUUCCAGUUGCCCAUAACACGGUUCCAACAUCCUUUCAAGUGUCGGGUCUACAGUCUGGUAAUCCCGAAGCAUUCCAGCAUCGGCAGCGUUUGGGCAUCGCAUCUCGGCAACAAUGAAGUCUCCUUAUGGAAUCUUGAGAAUCAGCAGAGAUCCAAGACACUGUGGGCUUCCAGCAGCCCUCCGUUCAACGAUCGAAUAUUCAGUCGACACGUGAGCUACGCUGUCUGCCAGGCGGAUCAUUACCUGUACACCGGUGGAACCGACAUGAGGCUGCGCUGCUGGGACGUCGCGGAAAAUGCUCACGGUAGCUCAUAUCUGAUUUGCGGCUCAGCUCUGGAUGCGGACAGGAUCCAAGCAUCGUACAGUCACAAUUUAUGCGACGGGACCGAGGUGAUCCAAGAGACUCUUCGCAAACAUCCGUCGUCUGACGGACGAGCCGAAACACGCAUGGGCAGCCGAGCUGCUGCGGGUCAUCAUGACUGCAUCAGUCAACUGGGAUUGAUCAAAACUCAACGACACUUUCUCAUAUCGACAUCGAAGGACGGAGUUGUAAAGGUCUGGAAAUGAGACGACUGUGAUCCAAACUCAGAUUCAGUGGACGCCCCAGCCAACCUCGGAUCCGCGCUCAAUGGCAACCCGAAAAGAAGGAGCAAGCUCAAAUGUAUCAAUGAAGGGGAUGACCGAUAGGUAGGAAAAAGGAGAAAUCAUGUAAUAUUUGAUGGCGAUAACUUAAUUGGUCAUUGCUCCUCACCUUGCUGGAAGCAGAAGCCGAGAGGAGUUGGGAGCAUUCCCCAUUUGAGUAGAAGGGUGGAUUCCGCUCUCACUCAGCCAUGUGAUAAGUAUUCGGGAAGAUAUCAGCGCCGCCGUUUCUCCCUAUGUAUGAAGGUCCUCAUCGUGGUGCUGACUUUCCUG